AUGUUCUUGAACGAGCGUCUUGAUUUGCAGCGGUCCAUCCGCAGGCGUGCAGUGUGCGUGAAACUUCGGUACGGGACAUACGUGUGUGGCGUCGUUGUUCGCUUCAUCCCCACUGACCAGUCCGAGGAUCCGGAAAGGCAGUCGCCUUUUCCAGACUCGCGCUUUGCCAGCUUGUUGCCUUGCUGUGGCCGACGACUGAAAUGUCGGCUGAAGCUUCGCCAGCAGAAAGAGACAACAAGGCAUCAUAUAGUCUAUGUGUCUGCAAUGGAUCCAGGAUUUUUCCGGAUUCUGCAGUACGCCACGACAAAUUUACUACUGUGUACACAGUUGCAGGCACGCCGGGUCGAAUCUUCUGAUGGUGAUCCGACGUGA
Messenger RNA from Pseudozyma hubeiensis SY62, 372 nucleotides. RefSeq lists its product as hypothetical. NCBI's taxonomy places the organism in Eukaryota, Fungi, Basidiomycota, Ustilaginomycetes, Ustilaginales, Ustilaginaceae. The coding region runs from base 1 to 372 and encodes 123 amino acids. The transcript is spliced from 2 exons. The record is from RefSeq and is a predicted model, not a curated record.